Athalia rosae (coleseed sawfly) is the source of this 1804-nucleotide messenger RNA. RefSeq lists its product as uncharacterized. The transcript has 3 exons. The coding region runs from base 157 to 912 and encodes 251 amino acids. NCBI's taxonomy places the organism in Eukaryota, Metazoa, Arthropoda, Insecta, Hymenoptera, Athaliidae. The record is from RefSeq and is a predicted model, not a curated record.
CAUUUCAGCAGUAUUGAUACAAACACCGCGACGAGAACGUCAGGAGCUAAAACGAUCAGCCCAAUUGAUCAGAUCAACGAUUCGAACGCCGGUUCAGUACGAAGUUGAAAAAUUUUUUCAAACUCUUUUGAUUCUCAUCACCGAAAAUCGUUCGCGAUGUUCAAGCUCUUGAUCGUACUAUCCGCCGGUCUGUUGGCCGUCACCUUCGCGGCACCCGCCUCUCAACAAGAGAGCGCAGCUUCCGAUCCUACCGGAUCGAUUAUCGGUGAUGCCCUACAAGUGUACUCGUCUUGUGCCGAUCAGGACUUAUCGGUGUGCUUGAAACUAAAAGCACUAAGAUUCGUCGAUCGCGCCGCAAGAUCAGCUGACCUCGUUAUCGGCGACGGUCUUCGGAUCGUCCAAACCGACGAAGCCAAGGCCGAAAGCCGCGCCAAUUCCGGUCGAUCAUUGAGCGACAUCGAAGCGAGUCUCCCUCAGGAAGCCGAAGCCAAGGAAGCCGCCAUCGACGAAGCUCUUCUCGAACGUGCUGGAAAAUUCCUCGCCGGUCACACCGUCGAACUAUCCGUCCCCGAAGAAGUUUCCCGCUCAUUCGACGAGGCUCGUGGUAAGAAAAAGAAGAUCGUGAAAUCGCUCUUGCCGAUCCUCCUUCUCCUGAAAUUGAAGGCUGCCGCCCUGAUCCCAAUCGCACUCGGUGCUCUCGCCCUGUUGGCGUUCAAGGCCCUGAUUAUCAGCAAGAUCGCUCUGGUUAUCAGCGGAAUAAUCGCAUUGAAAAAAUUAUUGAGCGGCAAACAAAGCAGCUACGAAGUUGUGGCUCACCCGGUCCACUCCUACGAAGAUUCCCACGACCAUCACGGCUGGGCCAGGUCAGCCGGUUCCGACCUCGCCUACAACGCGUACAAGCCAUCAAACUAAUCGAUCAAAAUUUUGAAAAAAAAAAACAAAAACAAAGAGAGAAAAAACAAUUUUCUAAUUCAAAUUCUUCUUCACAACUUCGUCAACGGGAGCUUAAGAGAAAGAGAGAAAAAAUGCCCAACGAUAAAGUAAUCAUUUAAUAUCUCCGCUGUUAUUACGAGUCUAAAAAGACGAGAUUAAUAGUGGAAAAGAAAGUUGCGAACAUCAUUAAAUUAUCCAACAUGGGACUAACCAACGUUAUGAUACACAUGCGCUAUUUUGACGACCCGGGACGACCAGAACACAUUUCAACGACGAAUACGAGACUGUUACGAAUGACGUCAAAAACGAAAAAAAUGAAAAAAAAUAAUAAUACGACUGAACUGACGGUUACAUCUCAGAGACAAUAAUUUACUUUCAUCGGACAAUUUUUACAAUCGCUGCACCAUAAUAACUCGUACAAACUAAAUAGAUUUCUCGAGGCAUUUUUUUUUUUUACAAAGACUAUACGAAAAUUCGUCGUUUCGACGGAUUUGUUUCAUACAUCCCUAUUUUUAGGGACUUGCAGUAAAAAUAGAGGAAACAAAAAUGAACAAAAAAAAAUAAAUAAAUAAAACACGGGUAAAUCUUAGAUUUCGAAAAGAUAAUCUUUAGCAAAUAACUUGAACGCGACAAAAAUUGUACGUAAAACGUUAUUUAAUAGACAAUCCGUACAGACAAUCGCGAGAAGCUACACCAAAAACUGAAAGAAACAAAAAACAAAAAAAAAAAAGGAAGAGAUAAAAGAAACAAAAAAUGAUGGACGUACAACACGUGACGCUCAAUAUACUCAAAAAAUGACGGUAUUAAAAUAGAAAAAAAGCGAAUCUUAGAUAUUAGAUUAAGUAUUAAAUAGAGAAAAAAAAAAAAAAAA